AUGAACUCAACAAGUCCACCAUCGAGAAGCCCUUUACGUACUCGAUUGGCCAAGAAGAAACAAGCAAGCCACGUUUAUCGUGCUGGUUUCGAGAAUCCAUUUGCCUCGCCAGCUGCUAUUAGUCACUUGCUAGACCGCAUAGCGGAAACCGAUCCGGACCUAAUCAGGGA
Molecule: messenger RNA, 170 nt
Organism: Amoebophrya sp. A25
Lineage: Eukaryota; Dinophyceae; Syndiniales; Amoebophryaceae
Source: the annotation of a GenBank genome assembly